AUGGAGGAUUUUGAGAUAAUUCGAAAACAAGAAGCAGAUCCGUAUUACUUUCAUCCUUGUCUUAAAUUUGAAGAGCACAUCGUCGAUGGAUUUCUUUCGAUUUGCAAGGCCCCUCCCCCUUUCUCAUUCGUUGCUUCUCAAGCUUGUAACAAACGGUCUGUAGGUGCAGUCGCUACUGAAAGCUUUCCUCCAUUAACAAAUGAAAGAUUUUUUGAAAAUAAAAAGACAAAGAAAACUGGGUGCUUUGACUGCCGAGCGUCCUCCUCUACUGAUUCUCAAGAAUUGCCGUUUACUUUUGAAAGGGACACCUCGAAAGCUAGGCAUAAAAGGACUCGAAAGUUGCUUCUGAAAGACAAACGAGCAAGGUAUUGA
Messenger RNA from Schizosaccharomyces osmophilus, 372 nucleotides. It is a transcript of the gene mug103, whose product is annotated as Schizosaccharomyces specific protein Mug103. The record is from RefSeq and is a predicted model, not a curated record. Lineage: Eukaryota; Fungi; Ascomycota; Schizosaccharomycetes; Schizosaccharomycetales; Schizosaccharomycetaceae. The transcript has a single exon. The coding region runs from base 1 to 372 and encodes 123 amino acids.